CCCUUGGAGCAAAAUAGAAGACGAUAACCAUAGGCGAGGAGCAAGUCGGCGCGGCAAUUGCGGCGGCGUCUUCUCCAUCUCUCCUCAUCUCCAUCCUCCACAUCUCCCUCCCGCCGUCUCUCAAAGGCGACGCGCAACCCCGCCCCACCAUCGAAGCCGAGCCCAACCAAUCGCCCCCCUUCCAGCCCCUCCUCAGUCGACGACGAUGCUGGGCGCCGCCAGGAGAUCCGGAUGCGUGCUGGGGCAGCUGAUUCAGACGCUCCGCCCCGCGGCGGCGGCGGCGGGGCCGGCGGCGAGGAGCUACUCCGCUGCCGCGAAGGAGAUGACUGUGCGUGAAGCGUUGAAUUCCGCCCUUGACGAGGAGAUGUCUGCAGAUCCUUCUGUUUUCCUGAUGGGAGAAGAGGUCGGAGAGUACCAAGGUGCAUACAAGAUAACGAAGGGUUUGUUAGACAAGUAUGGCCCUGAUAGGGUUCUAGAUACACCAAUCACAGAGGCUGGUUUUACUGGCAUUGGUGUUGGUGCCGCCUACCAAGGUCUUCGUCCUGUAAUAGAGUUCAUGACGUUUAACUUUUCGAUGCAGGCAAUUGAUCACAUCAUCAAUUCAGCUGCAAAGUCGAACUACAUGUCAGCUGGUCAGAUAUCUGUUCCUAUUGUUUUCAGAGGACCAAACGGUGCUGCUGCUGGAGUUGGUGCGCAACACUCACAGUGCUAUGCAGCUUGGUAUGCACAUGUUCCAGGAUUGAAAGUCCUAACUCCUUAUUCGGCGGAAGAUGCUCGAGGCUUGCUAAAAGCAGCGAUCAGGGAUCCAGACCCUGUUGUUUUCCUGGAAAAUGAACUUCUUUAUGGCGAAUCAUUUCCUAUUAAAGAUGAAGUACUUGAUUCUAGUUUUAGUGUCCCAAUCGGCAAGGCUAAGAUAGAACGGGAAGGAAAAGAUGUUACGAUUACCGCGUUCUCCAAGAUGGUUGGAUAUGCUCUUCAGGCUGCAGAGAUACUGUCCAAGGAGGGAAUCAGUGCUGAGGUGAUUAAUCUUCGGUCAAUUCGACCAUUGGAUAGAGCUGCUAUUAAUGCAUCUGUUAGGAAAACCAAUAGAUUGGUGACCGUGGAAGAAGGCUUCCCACAGCAUGGGGUUGGUGCUGAAAUAUGCAUGUCUGUUGUGGAGGACAGCUUUGAGUAUCUUGAUGCACCAGUUGAGAGGAUUGCGGGAGCUGAUGUGCCGAUGCCCUAUGCUGCAAACCUCGAAAGGCUGGCGGUUCCACAGGUGGAGGACAUUGUCCGUGCAGCAAAACGAGCUUGCUACAGAGCAGGGACGAUGGCAGCAACCGCAUAAACUCAAAUGCCCCUUCCGUUUCUCAGCCUCCUCUUUUUUGUUCCGUCCAGAUAAAAAAAAUGUAUCAUGUCGCAUAACGGUAUCCUCCCAACACAGCGUGAGCUAAUUUUUGUAGAUCCGCCAUGAUUUGUCUAUUCCUAUCGACCUUUCGGUCUCUGCAGGAUGUCCGCACCCGGUUCAUCUUUCAUCCUGGGACAUUUGAAUCGUUCCACUUCUGGAGAUUUACAUGACGGAGGAGGUAGUGUUGCAAAUAACAUGUAAAUGUAAUUUGAACUCGAGAAGUUCAGGUAUCGGUAUUUACAAUUUUGCUGCGUGCGUCUUA
Molecule: messenger RNA, 1649 nt
Organism: Brachypodium distachyon (stiff brome)
Lineage: Eukaryota; Viridiplantae; Streptophyta; Magnoliopsida; Poales; Poaceae
Product: pyruvate dehydrogenase E1 component subunit beta-1, mitochondrial
Exons: 14
Coding region: 206-1327 (373 amino acids)
Biological process (GO): pyruvate decarboxylation to acetyl-CoA
Molecular function (GO): pyruvate dehydrogenase (acetyl-transferring) activity
Source: RefSeq, a predicted model, not a curated record